AUGAAGUCUUCACUCUUUUACAACCUUGUUUCUUUUAAUGCUGGUCUAGUUGCUGCUACAAAUGCUCGUAGACAAGACAAUGGCACUUCUUCAACAGCACUCUUUGAUUUUGAGACCAUCCAGUUGAAGACUUCAGAUCUCGCACAACUCAAUGCUUCCAUGCAAGCGCUUUUCACAUUUGGGAAUGCUUCUUCAGUAGAUGCAUCAAACAUUGCUUCUUCGAGAUCGGCGUGUAAAGUCUUUCCUGGAGAUGCGGAUUGGCCUGCGGAUGAUGUUUGGGAUAUCUUCAAUGACCUACUUGGUGGUGCACCGAUUAAAACUAUACCCAUCGCAUCAAGCUGUUAUAAUGAUUGGAACUAUAACGCAGAUAAAUGCGCCUUUUUCACAGACAAUUGGUCUAACUUUACCAUGCAUGAAGAGGAUCCUACUUCCAUGAUGUCCCCAAUCUAUCAAGGUCUAACCUGCAUGCCCACCACCGACCCAACAGCAACCUGCACACUUGGCGCUUACCCUGCUUACGUAGUCAAUGCCACAAAUGUCGCACAAAUACAACUUGCCGUCAAUUUUGCAAGAAAUACUGGCAUCAGGUUUGUGGUCAAGAAUACGGGACAUGAGUUCUCUGGUAAAUUCGGUGGAGCAGGUUGUUUAAGUGUUUGGACUCAUUGGUUACAAGAUAUCAGAUAUGAGGGUGCUAAAUUCACUGAUGCGAGUUUCCCUUACACAGGAUCCGCUUUCACAUCUGGAAGUGGUGUUGUCGGUGCAGAUAUUAUGAAAGCAGCUAGCGAGCAGGGGAUGCGAAGCAAGCAUGGUCCUAUGACUUCAGUGUACGGUCUUGCUGCAGAUCAGGUCAUCUCUGCUCGUCUUAUCACAGCCGAUGGACGAUUUGUUACUGCAUCCUCAACGGAAAACACCGAUCUUUUCUCGGCUUUACGUGGAGGUGGUCCCGCAUCAUGGGGUGUGGCGACAUCUCUCACGAUCAAAGCUUACCCAACGACUCCUGUCACAGUUGUAACUUUCACAUUCGCCUCUGGUGGCAAUAUUACUGAUGAUGCUUUCUGGCUCGGUGUCCACUUUACACCAGUAUACAAUACCUAUGAUACGCUAUAUGAAGGAUGGGAUGCAUCUUUCGCUCAAGAAACUGUUGGAUCCGAUGAUGCUAUUGUUGGCUUCCGGCUCUUUCUACAAGAAUAUCUUGAGGACGAAGCAACAUUCAACGCAACAUUCGAUGCUUGGUCAGGCUCAUCGAGAAACAAUGCUUCAUUGCUUGUAGGUUUCAAUAUCAACGCACCAAAUGUCGCAGGGGUUGAUAAUGCAGUUUUGCCCGCGUGGAGGAAGACUACUCUUCACACUAUGCAAGGUACAUCGUGGACGGAUCCUACCAAUUCCACCACUAUGGUUUCCGCUCGGGCUAAGCUUAGCGAACUUCAACUUGCGUGGAAAGCUGUUACCCCGGGCACGGGAGCAUAUCUUGGAGAGUGCGAUAUUGAGGAGGUAGAUUGGCAACAUAAUUUCUACGGUGUGAAUUACGAUAGGUUGUUGCGCAUUAAAGAUGCGACUGAUCCAUGGUCAUUAUUCUGGACCAAGACCGGAGUGGGAAGUGAAGUCGCCAGUGUGGUUAGCAACGAUGCUAUUCCAGAUGAGAAUGGAAGAUUGUGUUUUGAUGGUCUUCAUUCGACCUUUUAA
Messenger RNA from Botrytis byssoidea, 1683 nucleotides. RefSeq lists its product as uncharacterized. Bases 1 to 1683 code for a protein of 560 amino acids. Lineage: Eukaryota; Fungi; Ascomycota; Leotiomycetes; Helotiales; Sclerotiniaceae. The record is from RefSeq and is a predicted model, not a curated record. Gene Ontology annotation, molecular function: oxidoreductase activity; FAD binding. The transcript is spliced from 4 exons.